Molecule: messenger RNA, 1665 nt
Organism: Nematolebias whitei (Rio pearlfish)
Lineage: Eukaryota; Metazoa; Chordata; Actinopteri; Cyprinodontiformes; Rivulidae
Gene: zdhhc16b
Product: zinc finger DHHC-type palmitoyltransferase 16b
Exons: 12
Coding region: 1-1542 (513 amino acids)
Biological process (GO): protein palmitoylation
Cellular component (GO): Golgi apparatus
Molecular function (GO): palmitoyltransferase activity
Source: RefSeq, a predicted model, not a curated record
AUGGAGGACUUGGUUGUGAACAUGCUUCGCUACGAGGAGCUGCUUUUUUACACCGCCUGCCUUUCUAACUGUUGGUCUCUGUGUCUGUGUGUGUGCGUAUGUCUGGAGGGCAGAGUGUUUCGAAGGGGCGGCGGCAGAAUCGUGCGUAUGGGCAGCAGCUGGAGGCACCUGUCCCGGUCCAUGCGGCUGGUGCUGCGCUGGUGCUGGCAGCAGAGAGGAGGUCGAGGUGGGCGCAGCAGAGCACAGAUCAGUGGCAGCUUGUUGGAGCUGUGGAGUUACAGCAAACUGUUGCUUCAGUCUUUGUGUUACAACAGCCUCGCUGACUCCGACACUCUGCUGGACUGUGUGUUCGAGCCUGUUAUCUGGACUGUGGACAGUAUUACUCGAUGGUUUGGAGUGGCGUUUGUCAGCCUAGUUAUCCUGCUGACAUCUUCUGUUGUGAUCAUUGUCCACCUGUUUGUCAUACCCAAAAUCAUCAGCACUUACCCUGUGCACUGGACUGUUUGGCAUCUCGGCUGUGGCCAUUGGCUUCUGCUCAUGGUGACCUUCCAUUACUACAAGGCCACCGUCACCUCCCCUGGACACCCACCCAAGAACAAACUUAAAGUGCCCUCUGUUUCCAUCUGUAAGAAAUGUGUCACACCAAAACCACCGCGGACGCACCAUUGUAGCAUCUGCAACAUACUCUCGGAGCGAAUCGGAUGUUUCUUCCAAGACAGGCGACGCCAGCAGCAGCCCCCAGCUGCUCUUUCCCUCCUGAAGAGCGUAGUGUCGCCGGAGGACGAGGUUUCCCAGAGGUUCACCUGGUCCGUCACUCCACCUCCCUCUCGGAGGAGCUGCAAAAAGCUUUUUGUUGGAGGGCCCUCAUCAACGAGGGAUCAUUUUCAAGACGCUCCACAGCUGCACAACGCCUCCCCACUCUGCUACGCCAGCCCCGCCCAUCAGACAUCCCCAGCAUCCGGUAGUUCAGCUUUUCCCAGAGAUCGCCAACAGGUGGCGUCCCAGGACAACAAACCGCAGAGCUCAGGGGGAGAUGACUCAAAUGACGGUUUGCGGGAUGUGUGUGAAGAUGACACGAAUCUGUACAGCACUUUGGGCUGUCUUUUCUGCAGCAUACAGAAUCAGAAUCAGUUUAUUAUCGCCAUGUCAAUGAACGAGAGUUACAAUCAGACCCCCCCUCCUGACCACAGCUUUAGAGAAAGCACUGCUCACAAAUGUAUCAUCUUCCUCUGGGUGCUGACUAGCUCUGUUGCAGUAGCUUUGGGAGGACUCACUGUGUGGCACGCGAGACUCAUUAACAGAGGCGAGACCAGCGUGGAGCGCCACAUCAACCGCAAAGAGACCAAAAGACUGAGGGAGACGGGAAAGGUGUUCAGAAAUCCCCACCAUCAUGGCAAAAUAAAGAACUGGGAAAUAUUUUUUGGUGUGGAGACAAAAAGUCACUGGUUCACUCGGGUCUUGUUACCCUCCAGCCAUCCUCCUGACGGAGACGGCCUUAUGUGGGACUGCACCUUCCGCCGGAGAUACCUCAUAGCCGUUUGACUCUGAGACGAUAUUUUUAUUUUUAAAUAUAUUUAAAAAAAAAUUGUGGUAAAAACACAGAUAAAUUAACAUUUUGGGGCUUAUGUUUAAAGGAAGAAACCCAACAAUGUGUUGGGAUCUUUG